This is a messenger RNA of Prorocentrum cordatum, 2488 nucleotides long. Lineage: Eukaryota; Dinophyceae; Prorocentrales; Prorocentraceae. The record is from the annotation of a GenBank genome assembly.
GGGCGCCCGGCCGGGCGCUGGGCCCCGCGGGAGGACAGGGGCGGACAGGCCUGCGCGGAGCCGCAGGGGGGCGGCCCGGAGCCAGCGGCGGCGGAGGGCCCGCAGCCGAGCCACUCAGCAGAGGGGGGCCUGCUGCAGCCGAGUGCGGCCGCGCAGGCAGGUGCCGCGGCGGAGCCUCCUCUGGGAGCGGCGCAGAGGCGCGACGAUGAGGAGACCACGCCCGAGUCCGACGCCAGAGCGGAGGUAGCCGCGGCAGCGCCGCGGGCGCUCCCCGAGCGCGCGGCAGAGGCCGAGCGCAUGGCGGAGGCCGAGCGUGCGGCACAGGCCGGCCGCGAGGCGGCGGAGGCCGAGCACAAGGCCGCGGAGUCCAAGCGCGUAGAGCGCAAGGCGGAGGCGGCGCGCGUGGCAGAGGCCGAACGUAAUGCGGAGGCCCAGCGCCGCAAAGCGGAGGCCGAGCGCGUGGCACAGGCCGGCCGCGAGGUGGCUGAGGCCGAGCGCAAGGCGGAGGCCAAGCGCGUGGAGCGCAAGGCGGAGGCGGCGCGCGCGGCAGAGGCCGAACGCAACGCGCAGACCCAUCGCCAGGCGGAGGCCCAGCGCAAGGCGGAGGCCGAGCGCAAGGUUGAGGCCCAGCGCGAGGCGGAGGCCGAACUCAGGGCGGAGGCCGAGCGCAAGGCGAAGGCCGAGCACGUUGCAGAGGCCGCGCCAGCGUCCCCGGCGCGCCGGCGCGGGGGGCUGGGCGCGGGCGGGGCGGCCGGGCUGCUCGAGGAGGCCGCGGCGGUGCUGGGGUCCGUGGAGCCCGCCGGGGAGCUCCGCGGCGAGGUGUGCGAGCUCCUCGCGCGGCUGGCGCGCGGCUCCCGCGGGGGCGGCCACGACCUGGAGAGGUGGCUGCGCGCGCGGGCGCCGCAGUGGCUUCCGCGCCUGGACGCCCUGGCGGGCCAGCUGGAGUCCGAGGCGUGGGCGUUUGAGGCGCGGGCGCAGCAGGUGGACCCCGAGGGCGUGCUCGACGACGCCCGCACCGUAUGCUCCGCGGCGGGGCCCGCCGUUCAGCGGAUGCAGACCGAGCUGGGGGCGGCUGCCGCUACGAGGGCGCUGACCUUGAAGGACGAGCUCCAGCAGUUCGCGUCCGAUGCGGCCUCGGGCGCGUGCCGCGGGGGGCCGCUCGCCGACCCGGGCCUGGCGGAGGCCGCCUCGGAGCUCUGGGCGGGCUUCGGCGGCAGCUCGGAGGGGUACGCCGCCUUCGUGGAGGAGGCCGCUGGAGCGCCCUGCGCCGGCGAGGCCCUGGGCGCGGGCGCGGCGUGGCGCCGCCUGCUGGCCGAGGUCGAGGUCGCGUUGCUGCUCGCGCACGCGGGCGGCCAGGCUGCGGCCUGCAUCGGCCUGGCGCAGACGCAGGCACAGAACGGGUCCUCCAGCGGCAGCCCCCACCUCGAAGACACGGUGGCCAAGAAGCUCAUGAUGAGCGUCGUGCUGCCGCCCCUGCAGCGCCGCGCGCGCUACGCCGCCGCGCGGGUGCAGUGGUGGCUGCGGCGCCAGGCGGCGCUGGCGCUGGAGCGCAUGCAGGGUCCAGAUGAGCGCCUGCCCAGCCACCUCCACUCCCGGUGCCGGGCGGCGCUGUGCUCGCGCCCAGUGGCGUCGCUGGUCGAGGAGGCGAUGGACGCCGCGGCCGCGGCAGCCUCGACGCGGGUGCUCUCGGACCUGGACGCGGUGCUGGCGGCGGGAUGCCUGCACCCGCGACUGCUGCUGCUUCCCGACACACAGCCGGACCAGGGCCCCGGAGGCCUGCAGGUGGCGCCCCAGCCCAGCGCCAAGCGCCGUGUGCUGGAGGAGAUGUUGCGGCGGGCCUCCGCGCCCGCUAGCCGCGCGCAGACGCGCGCGCUGGUGGCCGCAGGCUUCCGCAGGCUCCGCACGGCCGUGGCGGGCAAGGCCGUGGGGCUCGCGCUCGUCGCGCAGGCGGCCUUCACUGGCCGCCUCAUCGACGAGGCGGCGCGCGGCGAGGGCCUCGGCGGAGGGCAGGCCGCGGCGCUGAAGGCCGAGCACGAGCGGCUGCGCGUUGCGGCCGAGCGGGCGGCAUAUCGGGCCGCGGCGCUGCGGCGGUGUCAGGGGUGGCUGCGAGGUCUCGAGGCGUAGGCGCGCACGCCGCAGGGAGCGCGCGGGCGGGUUCGCCGCGCGGCGGCUGCGCCUCGGCCGUGGCAGCGCGCGCCCGCUGGGGGUGUGGCGGCGCGCGCGGCCGGGGGCCGGCCUGCCAGGGCACAGGGCAGGCGGUCCGAAGGGCGCCAGGGCGGAGGGCGCGGGCGGGAGUCUCGUGCGUGGCGCGGGCUGAGUGCCGCGCGUGCAUCGGCACUAUCCGCCCUCAUUGCAGCCGCCGGGGCGACAGCGAGUGCCCUACGGCCUACGGCUCCGCCCCCAGGCGGCGCGCAGGGGUGCGACGCCGGGGGGAGCGCCGUGAAUUAGGCACCCAGGACGCCGGAGGGCACCAGAGCGCUGGGGCGAA